AUGAGCAACGCCACUCAUAAGGACAUCACUACACAGGAAGUCCAAACGCUACUCAUAGAGGGUGCUAAGUAUUCAGCAAGUGAUGAUGCAGAAAAAGCUGCCAAAUGUUAUGCACGUAUCCUUGAUUUAGAAUCGCAAAAUGCUGAAAUUUACCUUUUAUUAGCAAGAUGCCUUUACAGGUUAGGAUUAAAGAGAAAUGAUGUGUUUGGUGGUGCUGACGAUGGAGAAGACAGUGAAAACGAUGAGGAUGAGGAUGAGAGUGAUGCGGAUGACGAGGAUGGCGAGGAAAAUGGUGAUGAUGGCGAGAAGAAACAAAAACUAAAUUCCAAACUCUAUCAGUUUGAUCAUGAAGAGGAGGAUAUUGAUGAAUCCACUUUGCAAAAUUUUGAAGAUGCAACUAAUGCAAGUGCAUACGUAGAUGCAAGGGGAGAAUCGAUUUUACAAGGUGGAAAUGGCCAGGAUGAAUCGAAGCAACAGGACGAAGAUGAGGAAGAAGAACAAGAAGCUGACAUGUCCAUAGGAGACACUUUUGAAGAUUUCCUCCAGGGAAAUUUGUUUGAAAACGGAUUAGAGUUGCUGUACAGAGCAAGAAUAAUGUAUAUGGAACCACACGGUGAAGAUAAAGAAGAUUCUGAAGCUCUAUCAAAGGAUACCCAGUUAAAGUUAGCACAGCUGUACGAUCUAUUAGGUGAUAUUGAUCAGGAAUUGGAGGAUUUCACACAAGCUGUAAGAGACUAUGAAGGAUCAUUAAAGUUUUACGAUAAAUCCUUAGCCCCAGAAGAACGAGAAAUACUAGUGGACGUCUACCUGAAAUUGACCGACGCAUUAAGAUGGUCAGAUUUUGAUGAUAAGGAUUCGCUAAAUAAGGAACAACGUCAAAGACAUUUACAAGAAUUGGAGAAAUUAAUUCGUUCACGUAUCGAUGAAAACAGAUCAAAGGAUGUGGAAGCCGAUCAAAGUCAUUUAGAAAGGUUAAAAGAGGAUCAAGAAUCUCUAAAGCUUGAUAAGCCAAAGGCCGGUAAGUCUUUGGUCCCCGAAUUAAUGGCACAAGCAAUUUUAAGGCAAGCAUUAGGCGGAUCACAAGGUAAAGUUAACGAUUUAUCCAAAAUGGUUAAGAAGAAGAAAACAAAGUCCAGUAAGGGUAGCAGACGUAAGUAA
This is a messenger RNA of Zygosaccharomyces rouxii, 1158 nucleotides long. It is a transcript of the gene HIF1, whose product is annotated as Hif1p. Gene Ontology annotation, cellular component: nucleoplasm. NCBI's taxonomy places the organism in Eukaryota, Fungi, Ascomycota, Saccharomycetes, Saccharomycetales, Saccharomycetaceae. Gene Ontology annotation, molecular function: histone binding. Gene Ontology annotation, biological process: CENP-A containing chromatin assembly; DNA replication-dependent chromatin assembly. The transcript has a single exon. The record is from RefSeq and is a predicted model, not a curated record. Bases 1 to 1158 code for a protein of 385 amino acids.